Messenger RNA from Larimichthys crocea (large yellow croaker), 6061 nucleotides. It is a transcript of the gene prkcbb, whose product is annotated as protein kinase C, beta b. Lineage: Eukaryota; Metazoa; Chordata; Actinopteri; Sciaenidae. Gene Ontology annotation, molecular function: ATP binding; diacylglycerol-dependent serine/threonine kinase activity; zinc ion binding. The transcript is spliced from 17 exons. Gene Ontology annotation, biological process: protein phosphorylation. The record is from RefSeq and is a predicted model, not a curated record. The coding region runs from base 272 to 2314 and encodes 680 amino acids.
UCACCCCUUCUCUGUGCGCUCACAAGAAAAAGAGGAAGCGGAGGGAGAGCAGCGCGGCUCAGCUGAAGGACAAGAUAACAAACAAACCCAAACAAACUACCGAGCGGCUCAUCCUUUACGCGGAACAACGCGCCACAAACGACUUUUCUUUGCACCCGCAAGCUUUUUCUUUUUCUUUCUUUCUUUCUUUCUUAGGCGCAGGACAACUUGCGUUGCGUUAGUUAAAAAAAAAACAAGAACAUAAUAAAGACACAGAUCAGUCGGUGAGAGAAUGGCAGACUCGGCGGCGGCCAACAGCGACGGGGAGGACGGACCCCGUGAGCCCAUGCGGGGCUUCGCGCGUCAGGGAGCCCUGCGCCAGAAGAACGUGCAUGAGGUGAAGGACCACAAAUUCAUCGCCCGCUUCUUCAAGCAGCCCACCUUCUGCAGCCACUGCACCGACUUCAUCUGGGGUUUUGGCAAGCAGGGAUUCCAAUGUCAAGUGUGUUGUUUCGUGGUUCACAAACGUUGCCAUGAGUUCGUCACUUUCUCCUGUCCAGGUGCUGAUAAAGGACCUGCGUCAGAUGACCCGAGGGCAAAGCAUAAGUUUAAGAUCCACACCUACUCCAGCCCGACCUUCUGCGACCACUGUGGCUCUCUGCUCUACGGCCUCAUACACCAGGGCAUGAGAUGUGACCAUUGUAUGAUGAACAUCCAUAAGCGCUGUGUGGCCAAUGUGCCGAGUCUGUGUGGGACAGACCACACUGAGAGGAGAGGUCGCAUCCAGAUCACCGCUGAGGUCAAGACUAAUGUACUCACUGUUACCAUCAAAGAGGGCAGGAAUCUGGUUCCUAUGGACCCCAACGGUCUGUCAGACCCCUAUGUGAAGCUUAAACUGAUCCCAGAUCCUCGCAGCGAGAGCAAACAGAAGACCAAGACCAUAAAGUGCUGCCUCAACCCCACCUGGAAUGAGACCUUUAAAUUCCACCUGAAGGAGUACGACAAGGACCGCCGCCUGUCAGUGGAGGUGUGGGACUGGGACCUGACCAGCCGCAACGACUUCAUGGGAUCGCUGUCCUUCGGCAUCUCAGAGCUCCAGAAACAAGGAGUGGAUGGAUGGUUUAAGCUGCUCUCCCAGGAAGAAGGCGAGUACUUCAACGUUCCCGUUGCUCCGGAGGGUGAGGAGGGCAACGAGGAGCUACGGCAGAAAUUUGAGAGAGCCAAGAUCGGCCCUGGAAAGAACACAGAAGGCAAGUCGGCCAACGCUGCAUCCCGGUUCGACUCCAAUGGCAACCAAGAUCGCAUGAAGCUGUCUGACUUUAACUUCCUGAUGGUGCUGGGCAAGGGUAGCUUUGGAAAGGUGAUGCUGGCGGAGCGUAAAGGGACAGAGGAUCUGUACGCUGUAAAGAUCCUGAAGAAGGACGUUGUGAUCCAGGAUGAUGACGUGGAAUGCACCAUGGUGGAGAAGAGAGUGUUAGCGUUGUCUGGAAAGCCUCCGUUCUUAACACAGCUGCACUCCACCUUCCAGAGCAUGGACCGUUUGUAUUUUGUCAUGGAGUACAUAAACGGAGGAGAUCUCAUGUAUCAGAUUCAGCAGGUCGGCAAGUUCAAAGAGCCCCAUGCUGUAUUCUACGCGGCGGAGAUAGCCAUCGGUCUGUUCUUCCUACAUCUAAAGGGCAUCAUCUACAGAGAUCUGAAGCUGGACAAUGUGAUGCUGGACUGUGAGGGUCACAUUAAGAUAGCAGAUUUUGGCAUGUGUAAAGAAAAUAUGCAUGAUGGAGUCACCACCAAGACCUUCUGUGGAACACCGGACUACAUAGCUCCUGAGAUCAUAGCCUACCAACCGUAUGGAAAAUCAGUGGACUGGUGGGCCUUUGGCGUUUUGCUCUAUGAGAUGCUGGCUGGACAGCCUCCAUUUGACGGUGAAGAUGAGGAUGAGUUAUUUCAGUCCAUCAUGGAGCAUCACGUCUCCUAUCCCAAGUCAAUGUCCAAGGAGGCCGUCGCUAUCUGUAAAGGGCUGAUGACAAAGCAUCCAGCGAAACGACUGGGCUGUGGUCCUGAGGGUGAGAGAGACAUCAGGGACCACAGCUUCUUCCGCUACAUGGACUGGGAGAAACUGGAGAACAAGGAGGUGCAGCCGCCAUUCAAACCAAGAGCUUGUGGACGGGAUGCGGAGAACUUUGACCGUUUUUUCACACGCCACCCACCGGUGCUGACCCCUCCCGAUGAGGAAGUGAUUCAGAACCUGGACCAGGACGAGUUCCAGGGAUUCUCCUUUAUCAACCCAGAGUUCCCAGGAAAUGCUGCUACCACCACUGCCGCCGAGCAGGCUUGAUUUCAGCUCAUGCACGGACACAUGGAAUCAUACACACACACACACACACGCAGCAUAUACACAAUCAGUUUCCUUAGUAUCAACCUUGUGUACCCCUGGAAUACACACACACACACACACACACGCACACACACGCACACACACACACAUGCACAUGCACACACACAUAUCAACUUGAAAUGAUUUGUGCUGCCACAGGAACCUAAAAGCCAUGACUUAAACUAACACACAGACAUAUCACAACACAUAUACACACAUUUAUUGUUCACACUGCUGUAAGCUGGAUGAUGUGUUGAGGGUCCAUGUGCAGUAUAAAAUGGCCUAAAUGCAUGUGCAGCUUCAUAAGUACAAGAACUUAGAUAGAAAAUAAACAAAUCCAGUAUAUUUCCAUGCUUUUUAGGUGAUCAACAUGUUAGUAGUCACCAUUAGCUAUUGACUUAGUCAUUCAACACAAGCUUUCACAUUUGGGAUGAUUUUUAGCUUGAGAUGCAGACAGUGUGAACAGUGUUUGUAUUAAAUUUACCAGACAUCGUCAGAUUAAGGAUUAGAAAUUAAUGGUGACCCUCAAAAGUCCAUGAAAUCCAAAAUUUAAGGACAAAAAUUGAUUCCUCCAGCACACACAAGUACACAACUGCGUCAUUCACAUAAAACAUAUCUUCAGCAUUUCAUGUUUUGACUUCUUUUGGUGGAAAUUGUGAUUUAACUUUUCUUUUAGUCAUUCCUCGGCUACUCCGGCGCAUUUUGAGUUCGGCCUGUAAUUCUGGUGUGCUUUUUUAUUCAGUGUAUGAAAAUAAUAGUGUCUGUAUGUUUAUCCUUAUCUUAGCUAAACAAACAAAAAAAAAAACAACUGGAAUGCUUCACAUACUUGUGCAUGAGUUUCUAUAUCAAUAAUAGCCCUUCUUGUCUCCCAGCAGCAUUUUAGCAUCUUAUCUCUGCCGCCAUUGAGUGGCUGUUGUUCAAAACAUGUAUUAAAGAAACAUGGAGUAUGUUUUUACUCAAUGAGACAAUGGAAAUAUUAGAUUUUCUGUGUCUUGGAUCAAGAUGGUAAAAUGCUGCUGGGAAAUGUAGUCUUAUAUAGGCUUUGAGUCAGUUAAAUAGAUAGAUAAUACUACUUCUUAUACUCUGAUUUUCUGUUAUCUAGUAUUUAAGCAAUGAAAGAGACUAGCGGUUAGUUUCUUUGUGUUUUACAAAAGCAUGAUUCCGAUACCUGGGCAUUUGUUUACAGCGUAUGUAUGUGUGUGUGCACAUGUAUGUUUUAUAUGUGUGCGAACGAGUACCGCGUAUUUAAAACGCACAUUUGUGUUUGCAUUUUGGUUAUGUAUGUCCAUAACUGCCCAGCGCCUUGCCUGGCCUCGUGUCAACAUUUGUUUGUAAGGUGAUUGUUUGCACACCCCCUUCAUGUCCAGCAGCACCGGUAUGCUCACCUUACUUACUUUAGUGAAGGAAAAAGCUGCUUUCCUGUAGAAAUGCAUGUUAGUGAAAUUAAAACAAUCGAUUUCUUAUAAAGCGAAUAAUGAUACUAGAGACUGUUAGUGUUUACUUGGAGUCUUAAUGAAAGUUGUGCGUAAGUUAGUGUAGUCUUAAACCUCAUGUUUGAAUCACCAUUGAAAUUCAGUACUACAUGGUUCGAUUUCAGUACUUGAUCCUUUGCAGGGUACGAUGGUCUGGAAAUUAAAAUUGAAUCCAGUUUCCUGCUUUCAGGGUGCAAGUGAAGUACAUGAGUGUCUGAAAGGUUUCCUAGGCACAAAAGUUGUGGUAGAAAAAUGGAUUUCAUACAGAUAAGCAAACCAAUAUAUUGUGCAGCUCAACUUGUCCAGUUUACUUUUUUGGUUAAUGGAUUGCAGGGAAGGAUUUAAAGCUCAUCUCACUGUGACUGGUGUUUUUCCAAGUAGCCAUCUGCCUGCGCAAUAAGAAUUUCAGCAGCAGCAGCAAAUGUGGACACAGGUUAAAGCUAGGAUUUCUGAAGCAGGAAGAUGUGGUGUGGGUAUGUUUUGUCUUUUGUUUUUUUUCCCAGCUAGCAAUAAUGUUGUUGACAGUAAGACAGAUGUGGUAAUGAACCGACACUCAGAAGGCUCAGGUUAGAACUGUAAUUAAUGUAACUGUAAUUAAUUUAGAUACAAAAGGAUAUACGGCAUAUUGGUACAGAGAUUUAUCUCGGCUCAGAGAGAACGAUGUACUAAAUGAGUGCAGCUAAUGUUGUGUGGAAGUGCUUCUUCAUAUCACACUCCUCAUUAUCACAGAGAGGUUGUGGUGUUUAUCAGGCGUAGAGGCAUGAAGUUGUCUACACAGGCUCUGCAGGAAACGAAGAAUAAUGCUAUAAUAUCAUACGGUUAAUUCACUUGAACGGUUAUAGGACAUUUUUGACUUCAGAUUCCUAAAAUAUUUGUUGCUACGUUAAUGCAGAAGGCAGUAGGUCUUCAUAUACAAAUGGCCAGUUAGAGAUGUUGCUGUCGUUGAGACAGUUUGACUAGAAUUUUCUUUAAAAAUUUGAAAAAUUAAAACAUGUCCAACAGGUCAUGAAAAAUUAAAGUAAAACAAAAAUUGCAGGACACUAGCAAAUUAUGUUUAAUUUAAUUUUUAAAUUUAUUUCUACGGACAAAAACAGUAAUCAACAUUUCAGUAACACUUUUAAUGAGGUCACAUCUGUAGUGCGUUACGAAGCAGUUAUAAUCAUUUAUAAUGUAUUUAUAAUGCCUUACAGUACAUCCAUAAUGUUCCAUGACUGAAUGUAGUGCAUCAGAAAGCAUUAUGUGUGUUUAAGAGCGGUCAUGAAGCAUUAUGAAUGCAUUAUAAUGUAUUAUAAAUGUCCCCAUAAUGCACUAUAUAUAUGCUCCUUACAGAAAGUGUUACCGUGUCUGUAAAUGUGCCAGUUGGAUCAUUUUCCAAGUGAACUAAUUUUCUGCUUAUUCCUGACCAGUAGGACAGAUGGUAAAGAGUUAGCAGAAAGCUGAGGGAGCGAAGGCCUGAUCCCUUUGGGAAUGGCAGAAUUCAGAGCAGAAAGCCAGUUCCCCCUUAGCUGCCUCAUCAUUGAUUUCAAUGUUUUCACACGCCACCCCUCCGUAAUGCAAUGCAUAUGUUGGAUGCUUUUCGGUGGCAUUGAGACCUGUUACGUGAAGUCAUUUGAUGAGUUGUUCAGCACGGAAGAGCCGCUUUAGAGCUUUUACGUCUCGUCCACGAUUAUGAGAUUGAAAGUAACGACAACUGUGUGUGUUUUUAUGACUCGACGACGUAAACCAUUAUCUGUGUCGUACCUCCGUUGUCGGUAUUUAUUACAGUCAGUGUCUCCUGUAUUAUAACAACAAAAAUAUACACUUAUACAUGAGCAAAUACAGUAUAUAGCUGUGUCAAAUGUUGAUAUAUCCAUAUAUUUAUACACCAUGUGGUCAGUAUUGCAAAGGACAAGAGGAGAAGUAUUAUUCCAGGAUUUGUGUUUUGUUUCUAUGAUUCCUUCCUUCUGAAGGAGAAACAAAAUGAACUCUGCAUGAAAAAUGCUUUUGUUUUACCUUUUUAUUAGUUUAGAUUUAUAUACAUUUAACAUAUUAGGGUGAUUCAUGUUCUCUGUGUCAGCACUGCUUCAAAAGUGUGAUCCGAGCUACUGUUGUGUGCGCUACAUGUGAAAAUAAUGAAAUAUAUCAAAAAGAGAGAGAAAAAAAAUGCUUUUCACAUUGCUUUCCAUGUGCCAAAUUUUUUUUUGUUUUUGUUUUCCAGGAAAAACAGGCAUACCGAAAAUAAAGGAUUUAAAAGAUG